UUGUACAAGUGGAGAAGAAAGAAAAAGGAAAGCGAGAGAGAUGGAGAAAGUGGUUGAUCUCUUCGGAGUUGGAGAAGCUAAUUCCCAGAAGCUACGCGAAGGAGGCAACGAUCUCAGCGAGAUCCAACAGGGUUUGUUCAUUGGUUCAGUAGCUGAAGCGACUAACAAGGAUUUGCUCCAUAGCUCCAAUGUCACCCAUAUCUUAACCGUAGCUGUGGCUUUGGCUCCUCCUUAUCCUGAUGAUUUUGUCUAUAAAGUCAUUGAAGUCGUUGAUAGAGAGGAGACCGAUUUGACUGUAUAUUUCGAUGAGUGUUUUAGCUUCAUUGACCAAGCUAUUCAAUCUGGAGGUGGUGUUUUGGUUCAUUGCUUCAUGGGAAUGUCUAGGAGUGUGACUAUAGUGGUGGCUUAUCUGAUGAAAAAGCAUGGAAUGGGCUUCUCUAAAGCUAUGGAACUCGUUAAGAGUCGACGUCCUCAAGCAUUGCCUAAUUUCGGUUUCAUUUCGCAGCUGCAGAAAUUUGAGAAAUCCAUCCAAGUACAUGGUGAGACUUCAGCCGAUAAGAAGAUAGUGUCGUGAGGAACUCUGGAGAGAUUCCGAACAAGUCUCAUGAUCCCCUUGAUGAUGACCAAAAGACUUAUUGGAUUCGUGCUGUGAAGGAUUUUUUCUUGUGAACUAUUGAUGAUGAGCGUUUUGCCAUGUCCAUUAGCAAAUUGAAAUAAAUGAAAACGCAGAAAUUACAUUUCCUCUGUUGCUACUUGCUACAAUGAAUAUGAAUGCACUUAACCAGAA
Molecule: messenger RNA, 787 nt
Organism: Capsella rubella
Lineage: Eukaryota; Viridiplantae; Streptophyta; Magnoliopsida; Brassicales; Brassicaceae
Product: dual specificity protein phosphatase 1B
Exons: 5
Coding region: 41-574 (177 amino acids)
Biological process (GO): negative regulation of MAPK cascade; protein dephosphorylation
Cellular component (GO): cytoplasm
Molecular function (GO): protein tyrosine/threonine phosphatase activity; MAP kinase tyrosine/serine/threonine phosphatase activity
Source: RefSeq, a predicted model, not a curated record